CAAUACGCUUGUAAGCCUGAAUAUUACAGAUUGCAACAGAAACAAAGGAGUUACCCAUUGAACAGUGAAAACUCGUGAGCAAAAGAGUUCGACGGACAAAGAAGGAGAAAAAAGUACUGUAAGAGAAUGGAACAAAAUAGUGAAGAGAGUGAACCAUUUACUGCUCCGUACAAACGUUCCGCGCGACCUCAGUUCAAUUAUUUCUAUGGGAGCACAGCAACUUCGGUGACACCCCCAUCAAGCGUCCAUACGGAUGAACAGGACUCGCUAGUAGGAGAAGAGCUGAUUUCCACAGAUAAUGAAUGCGAUAUUCAAACCAAUGGCGACGAUAGAACAUACCAACGAGAAUCAUUCAUUGAUGGCAAUGGAGUUACUCAGCGAACGAACCACUCUGCCACUCCAUCAUCAGCAAAAAGUUCAUCCAGGAAAUUCUUACCACUCAAUCCCAUUCUGACCUUYGUGUUAACCACGGGAGCUUUCGCAGUCGCUGUGGCUCUUCUCAUCCCAACAAAGCAGAACAAUGUUUCGAUUUUGUCACAAUCCUUUGUCAUGCCCUUUCCCACGGUGGACCGCGGCGACUACGGCGAUCCGGUGGAAGGCUUCAUUGAUACAAACCUCUUUGCGCCACACUUGGUUCGUGAUGGCGGUGCAGUUGUAUCGGCAUUAAGCAAUGAUGGCGAAAGUGGUCAACCUCAGCAUUCUCAGUCUUUUUCAUUUCCGUUCCCCACCGGAGCUUUUUGGACAAAUCUUGUGGUAGAUCCUCCCCAGGGAAACAAAAUGUCGUAUCCUAUCGCUGUCUACCCCUUCGCAUACCGAUGGUCUCCAUCAUCGCUAAGAGUAUCGUAUCCAGCUGCUCAUCGAUUGAAAGAUAGCAAAUCGGUUGUAGAUGCGUUUCUUCCCGAAUUAACCUUAACGACCCACGAAGAGAUUACGAAACGCCACAUUGUGGAUUACGACCCACUGAGUGUAUCCUUGGAAUUUCUUUCGUCGGGCAAUAGCAAAUGGGAGACAUCUUUAGUACAAGGAAGUCCYUACAUAACGAUUGUGUACACGAAACAGACUCCUGUCUUUACACCGCUAAGUAUUUUCAGCGAUGUWCAGUGCCCGGGAGACGACGUCGAGGAUUUUGCUUCCUUCGUAGAAGAGAACGAAGAUAGUGACAGUCGAAAGCUAUUUGGUGUCUGCAGCAUUGAUGUAAGACCGGAAUUAAUGCGCAACAUGGAACCUCUCGUUCUCGCGCUCUCUUUUCACGKUUGUGUUGUCGAUAAUUGUACAAACGYAAUUAACAAUUUCUGUGUUCAGUGACACCAUGAUCAUCUAACAAUUCUUUUGUUGAUAUCCUUUGMUUAUCUCUUUGAAACUUAUAGAGGAGCGAUACAAAGCGAACAACUAUGCGCGGGGUUCAGUUUGUAUUUAAAACACCUGAAGGUGUCAGUUGGUUCAUGUUCGCAUCUGAACCCAUCAAUUUGGUAUUCGACAAGCUUACGAUGACUACGAUAUCCACCGCUGCUCCUAUCACUGGAGUGAUAAGGCUAGCAUAUAUUCCCAAAACCGACGACGAGAAGAGCGUCAAAACUUCGACAGCAAUAAAACGCCUUACUUAUCACUCGGAUAUAUAUCCAAUAGGAGGAGAUCUUUCGUAUGAACUGCAUCGAUCAGGGUCUUCGUUGUCUUCAUUGUCGGGCUCUGAGCAUGGGGUUGAUGCAGCGAAAAAUCAUGCUACCAUAACAUUUAAGUUUGAGACGCGUUCCAUGCGAAGCGAUACCCUUACAGGUCAAACCACGAAAAAUUUGCUGAUGCUAGCCUUGCCGCAUCAUGCCGAGGUAAUAUCUGAGUCUGACAAAUUAGAGGACGAGAAUUUUGACAUCAAUUACAAAUGCAUAAAAGGGCCUAUGACUCCAAUACUUGGUUCCACCUGGACCUUCGAUGAGCCACUCUAUGAUAUGAAAUUCGAUGCACCUAUCCAGAAGGUAGAUGACAACAUCAAAAGCUUAAUUUUGCAGCAGGUUCAGGAUGACUUGAAACAAGUCUUACCAAAUCCUAAUGAAAAUGUUUACGGUUAUGGGAAACAGGUCGCUAGGCUGGCACAGCUAGCCCAUAUCGCGGAUCAGUACGAAACGAAAAACGAUCAAGYCAGAAAUGUUACCGAUGGGAAGGAUGAUACUAGUGUUUUGAGCCAAGCGACGAUACAGCUGUCGAAGUAUCUUGAGAAGUACUUAUCAUCGGAUGUGAGUGAUAGUCUUCUCUUCGAUACCAAUAUUGGAGGACUUUGUUCGAAAGACGGCCUACUUGAUACUGGUGAGGACUUUGGAAAUGGAAGAUACAACGGUGAGUUUAUUUCUGUGCAUUUCUCGGACUUUCCUAUCCCGAACUAAAACGUUGUAUGAUCUUAACUCCUCAAUGUUGCUAUUUUUCAAUAAAGAUCACCACUUUCACUACGGAUACUUUUUGUACGCAUCCGCAGUCAUGGCGAGGAUCGACCCAUCCUUUAUCGAUCGAUUUGGAUCGCAUGUGGAUGCAAUAUUCCACGACAUUGCUUACUCCUCCAAUGGGAGCUCUCGAGGUGCURAGCUCCAAAGCACAUUUUUUCCGAUGUCCAGACAUAAGUCAUGGUUUGAUGGCCACUCAUUUGCGACGGGAUUGUUUCCAUUUGCGAACGGCAAAUCACAAGAAAGUUCGAGUGAGGCAAUAAAUUGCUAUUAUGGAGCCUAUUUGUGGUCAUUGGUAAGACACAAAGAAAUAGAUUCAGAAGUCACCGGCUUUUCACAGCUGUUGCUCUCAACAGAAAUUCGAAGUGCGAAAACCUAUUGGCACAUGCUUCCRCCAAGCGCCAUGGAUAAUAGUACCGACCUAUAUUUACAUUUGUAUCCUUCCAAAUUCGAGGAAAAUUACAUGGUAGGAAAUCUUGGCAUGUUGGACGUCAACUCAAAUACAUGGUUUGGUAACGACCCACUCUAUGUUCAUAUGAUCAAUGCCAUUCCAAUCACAGCUGCAUCGAACCUACUUUUUGAGGCAGAUUUUGUUAAUCACGAGUAUCCUUUUUUGAUGAAUGGUCGAGGAGGUGUAGAAAUGGCCUGGCGAGGGUACACUGUAUCGAUUCAUUCAAUCAUUGAUCCGAACAAGGCAUGGGAGGAUGCUAAUUCACUCAUGAGCAAUCAGUUAGAUUCCGCUUUGAGCAAAAGCCAAGUUUUGUACUUCAUUAGCCAACAGCCAGGGUUCAAUGUGACUCUAGAUGCCGAACAAAGCAUUGGCGGCAGUGAUACCAUACCAUCGUCGCAAUCAACAUCAUCUCCUAUCUCAUCUUGCGAGAACAAUYCAGGUUGCGCCGAACUCAAUUUAAGAGGGGAGUGUUGCCCCACAGUUAGUGGUAUUACAUUGGGGUGUUGUAACAAUUAAAUGGAAUUAUGCUAUGAUUUGUGUAUUAGUUGUGUGGUGACUUCGAUGAGAACGUAGAACGAUGACUUUGACUCGCUAGUACGAAACCCUUACAAGGGAAAUUAGAGCAAUAGCAAGAGUUGGUAUAAUUGGUCUUACAAAAUAAUUAAAAAGUUUUACACUGAACACGUAUUGGAUCCCAACAUUCGAAGAAAAUAUUGGUAAAAAUAUAACUUCAUGUAGCCCUGRUUGUAUGUAUGACGAUGAAAUCAUACGAAGGGGAGAGCCGCAAGGUUGACUCCCAGGACAUCCUCUUUCCAUAUGAGACGGUUUGUUAUUUACAAUCCAGCGUUUUGCGAGGAAGCAGCAAGGUUGAUUCGAGCACGUCCAAGCUUUGUUCGCAAGUAGUAGACGUAACCGGAAAGGAGGAGAGCUGCAGAAAGGAACACUCCAGUGGCGAUCGCAGCGGCUGUGGACUUUCUUGUGGACGAAGUUCGGAUAACACCAUCGUCUCGRAUGACCUUGAUUCCUUCGAGAUAAGAACAGGCCGACUCGUUGGGGUAGUACACACUCAUCUUGGUUUCGCACUUUCCGGCAUCUUSGUAAACACUUUCGCACAUUUCGUUGACUUCACCGUACAUUCCACAGCUCAUACACUGGAGGCUGACCAUAGACGACUCGGAAUAAGGCAAGGACAUACCGUUAUGCAUCAUCUUGAAGAUCUCAGGACCUUCAGAGGCGGCGACAGUGCAGGUAUCGUCGUAGAAGACACCAAGACGGAUUUCUCCUCCCUGCUGAGCACAGUAUGGUCCAACGUAGUACUGAACAUCGUUGUCUUGGUUUUGGUAUUGGUAGUACUGGCCGCUGCUGUAGUACUGGUUGUUCAACUCUCUAAGUUGACGAGCACGUGCACGUUGGUUGUUAUUCAUAUCCAUUUGGCUGCACUGCAAGUAGUCUUCAAAGUUGACGUUGUAUCUAUCAUCAAGUUUACGGUUUCCGUAGUAACCGUUSUUCUGCCCGUUGUUCAYGUACUGGUUUUGAAUGUUGGACAUGUAAGCGUUAACGUAAGUUUCCAUAUCGAUGAUGUAAUCUCCGUAGUUGGAAUCACAACCUUUGGUGGUGGYAGAAGUACAAGUUUCUGCGGGACACAUGCGGAAUCGAACAAGACGCUGGGUCAUGAUCUUGAUGUCAUCCGCAUCUKSAGCGUUGUCAUUCCACUGCUGGACAUGGUGGCAUCCCUGGAACUUGACACURUAAUUGGCAAGAUAGGCGGUAUCAAUUUCAUCCCAGUUGACUUCUUCGCCAUUGUUACCAUAUUGUUGCUGUCCGUUUCCGUAAUUGUAAUUGUUCUGAGCUCGACGAGCAUUCUGGACCAACUUGCGUCCGGCCUUACUGUUCAUGGGGAUAUCACCAUUGGAGUGGUUGAUCACGUUGGCCUGGGCCAAGACGCAAGUGAGAGCAAGUACAGCGAGCCGAGAAAACAUGAUGAAAUAAUUWUUGUGSUCUUUC
This is a messenger RNA of Pseudo-nitzschia multistriata, 4884 nucleotides long. NCBI's taxonomy places the organism in Eukaryota, Bacillariophyta, Bacillariophyceae, Bacillariales, Bacillariaceae. The record is from the annotation of a GenBank genome assembly.